Molecule: messenger RNA, 1961 nt
Organism: Acanthoscelides obtectus
Lineage: Eukaryota; Metazoa; Arthropoda; Insecta; Coleoptera; Chrysomelidae
Source: the annotation of a GenBank genome assembly
UCGUUGACGUUUGCAUUCAUUUGAAAAAUCUCUAAACUUCAACUUUAGGAUUAUUUCUCAUUCAUUUUUUACCUUGAGUGUUAAGUGAUGUUUUUUAGCUGUAGUUAAAUAACCGACAUACUGUUCAAUUAAAUAAUUAUUCAUCAAUUUCGCAAAAUAUAAAAUGAGCUCCGAAUCACCUGAGGUUCAUCCGCUAUCCCAAGAAGAUAUAGAGAAGGCGGAACAGUACAAAAAUGAGGCAAAUGAAUAUUUCAAACAAAUGGACUUCAACAAAGCAAUAGAACUCUACACUUUAGCAAUAGAGAAAAAUCCAAAUGUAGCUAUAUACUAUGCAAAUCGGAGUUUUGCAUACCUAAAGACAGAAUGUUUUGGCUAUGCCCUGACGGAUGCAUCUAAAGCAGUAGAACUCGACAAAACCUAUGUAAAGGGAUACUACAGGAGAGCGGCAGCAUAUAUGUCCUUAGGAAAGUUUAAGGAGGCACUGAAAAAUUAUGAAUAUGUAACUAAAGUUAGACCAAAUGAUAAAGAUGCUAGAGCGAAAUAUACAGAAUGUAAUAAAGUAGUGAAAAAAAUAGCUUUUGAGAAAGCUAUAUCCGUAGAAGACAAUAAACGAAACAUAGCAGACAGUAUUAAUUUAGAAGCUAUGACAAUUGAAAAUGAAUAUACGGGCCCUGAGCUUGAAGAUGGGAAAGUUACACUCAAAUUCAUGAAGGAAUUGAUGGAACUGUACAAGAAUCAGGGCAAGCUGCAUCGAAAGUAUGCUUAUAAAAUUCUUUUAGACAUAAAGGCGUAUUUCAUGAAAAAGCCCUCACUUAUUGACAUCACAUUCGGGGAUGACGACAAGUUUACUGUAUGCGGUGAUAUCCAUGGCCAGUUUUACGAUCUCAUGCACAUAUUUGAGCUCAACGGUCUACCUUCAGAAACCAAUCCAUAUCUUUUCAAUGGAGACUUCGUGGAUCGAGGAUCGUUUUCCGUAGAGUGUAUAUUCACCUUAUUUGGCUUCAAGCUACUGUAUCCUAAUCAUUUCUUUAUGUCUCGAGGCAAUCACGAGAGUGCUACAAUGAAUCAAAUGUAUGGUUUUGAUGGAGAAGUCAAAUCCAAAUACACUGCUCAAAUGGCCGACCUUUUUACAGAGGUUUACAACUGGCUUCCACUAGCCCACUGUUUAAAUAAGAAAGUAUUGGUGAUGCAUGGCGGUUUGUUUACGCGAGACGACGUGACGUUAGACGAGAUUUGCAAGCUGGACCGAAACAGGCAACCACCUGAGGAGGGUCCGAUGUGCGAGCUGCUAUGGUCGGACCCUCAACCGCAGCCGGGGCGGGCCCCCAGCAAACGAGGAGUCGGCUGCCAGUUUGGACCUGAUGUCACCAAGCGGUUCCUAGAAUUGAACAACCUGGAUUACAUUAUCCGAAGCCACGAGGUAAAACAGGAAGGAUAUGAGGUGGCACACGAUGGCAAGUGCAUCACCGUUUUCUCAGCGCCUAAUUAUUGUGAUACAAUGGGGAACAAAGCUGCGUUCAUCACACUAAAAGGCAAGGAUAUGACACCAAACUACACUACUUACGAAGCUGUGCUUCAUCCAGAUGUGAAACCAAUGGCAUACGCCAACUCGUUGCUAAGUUUAAUGUGCUAGUACCUGCCAUUUGUAGUUGAUUUUAUUAGUUUCCAAUUCCUUUUUCAAUUCUUAAUUAGGUUAAGUAUAAGCAUUUUAAUUAAUUUUGCUUCAUGUAAUUGAACUUAUGUAUUUGAGUAUGAACAUUAUAUAUGUUGUUUUGUUUUUUACAUUCUCUUUUUUUAUAAAUUGUACCUUGAAUACAUUUAUUUUCUCCUACCUCCUCAAACCAUGAUUGAUUGUACAAAAUUGUAAAGCUGCCUUCUACUCUUUCUACCACCAACGUUAUUUUAUUUGUUUUCGAAAUGUUCCAUUUUAUAGUGUAUAUUUUAAUAAAAAUUAGAAUACA